AUGCUUAUCAACUUCGGUACAAGCCGAGCUAGGAGGAAGCUGAUUUCACUCUCAAUGGUUCUUGAGCCGUUUGGUUAUAGACUAGGCUAUUCUACAACCGGUAUUUUCCACCGCCUCAACUUCGACGGUGAAUCUGAUUUUCUAUCUCAUCUCUUCACCGUCUUCACUCGUUUUGUGCGUUUUCUGAUUGGCUCAUGUGAUUGUGUUUCGUGUAUUGUUCAUGAGCUGAGGUGGAGCGGAUCUAUCAACUCAGUUGAAUGCUUUGAAGGUGGAGGUGGAGCUUGCUCUUCUUCGAAUUUUCCACAAGAACACUUCAGAUAG
Microthlaspi erraticum is the source of this 321-nucleotide messenger RNA. NCBI's taxonomy places the organism in Eukaryota, Viridiplantae, Streptophyta, Magnoliopsida, Brassicales, Brassicaceae. The record is from the annotation of a GenBank genome assembly.